Messenger RNA from Corylus avellana, 2505 nucleotides. RefSeq lists its product as uncharacterized. Lineage: Eukaryota; Viridiplantae; Streptophyta; Magnoliopsida; Fagales; Betulaceae. The record is from RefSeq and is a predicted model, not a curated record. Gene Ontology annotation, molecular function: protein binding. Gene Ontology annotation, cellular component: membrane.
CUUUCUUUGUCUAUCUCUCAUGGAAAAAGAUCUUGUCAAAUUGAAGGAUCUUUACGAAAGCAUUCUGACGGGGACAACGGAAGAUGUAAUAGCCCAAUAUGAAAAUCUUCCAAAGCCCCUUCCUCACCCCUUAACGCCGCGCAACAAUAGCAUCCUCCACGUGGCAAUCUUCAUGGAACGCGAGAGCCUCGCGAGAGAAAUCCUGAAGAAAUACAGUGACCCAGGUGAUCUACUGGCCCAAAAAAGUGAUCAUGGGCACACCAUUCUCCAUGAGGUUGCAGGAAGCAACAUGACGAGCCUUGCAAAGGAAAUUUUAAGAUUAGCUCCAGACUUGCUGCUUAAAACUACUUCUCGUGGGGAAACACCUCUGUUCAGAGCAGCCCACUUUGGCCAUACUAAAAUGUUCAUGUUCUUGGCUGAUGAAAUGGACAGAAGAUUCCCGAAUGCUAUUGCUGUUCGGCCCCAUUUGCAAAGGGACGAUGAAACAACUAUUCUCCACACGGCAGUUCUCGCUGAGUUCUUUGAUCUUGCACUGGAAAUAGCUAGGAGGUAUGAACACUUAAGCUUAGCGUCAACUAAAGAUAGAAAUGGGAUGACAGCACUUCAGCUCCUCUCAGACAUUCCAUCAGCGUUUAAGAGUGGCAGGAACUAUGGCCCUCUCAAGAGAUUCAUUUAUUAUUGCGUUCCUAGUGCUGAUGAGGACACUAAAAAGGAAGAAUAUAGCAACCGAGGAGACACUCGUGAAUCUGAUCAAGGCCCCAAGCUGCCUCCAAACUACGACGUUUGUAUGCAGUGCUUCUUCGUGGUAGUACGUAUACUUAUUUCAGGAUGGCUGAUGACGGAAAGAAUAUGUAAAGAAAAGAGAAAACACGAAUCGGCUUUCAAACUCGCCAGUUUUCUGAUACAAAAAGAUUUAUCCUGGACGGAAAGUGGUGGCGGUGAGGACCCGGGUAAGAUCUCGAUUAUUGAUGUAGAGAGAGAAGUUGAAGUAAAAGAAGAUUUAUCCUGGACGGAAAGUGGUGUCAAUGAGGACCAGGGUCAGACCUCAUCACUAGGGCUUCUUAGUGAUGAACAGGGAGGAGUUGAAGGAGGCCAUGGCAGUCGGCCAGGAGAAACAACAGUACCCCCUGAGACCACAGAGGGAACAGGCUCUUCUUGUCCAACCGGAGGAAAUGAAGGCACUCCUCAGGGGAACAAAAUUCCACCGACUCUUACCCCGUUGCUGUUAGCAACAAGCACAGGAAUAGUAGAGAUUGUGAAGGAGAUACUUAGAGUGUAUCCCCAGGCCGUUGAACAUGAAAGUUGUGAGGGCCAGAACAUAUUACAUGUGGCCAUUAAGCAUCGUCGAUUGGAGAUCUAUCGCCACGUAAAGAAGAUGGACAUACCAAUGCACAUGUUAGCUCGACGUAUUGAUAGUGACGGGCACACUCUCUUGCACCUUGUUGGACACAUGCAGGGCUACGCUGGAGGUCGUACCCAGUCUGGUCCUGCUUUCCAAUUGCAAGAGGAGUUGCGUUGGUUGGAGCGUGUGCGGAAGCUUAUACCCGAUCAUUAUCAAAUGCACCGCAGGCGCCAGGGAAAGGGGGAGAGCGCCGACGAGCACUUUGAGAAAACCCAUGAAGAAUUUUUGAAGAAGGUACAAGAUUGGCUGAAAAAGCAGAAUAUAAUACCCCAUCCUGAUCAAAUGGACCGCAACAAUGGAAACGGAAACGGGGAGACCGCCGACGAGCUGUUUGAGAAAACACAUAAAACUUCUCAAGGAGGCACAAGAAUGGCUGAUGCGGACCUCCGAGUCUUGCUCUACUGUGUCGGUUCUUAUUGCCACUGUGGCAUUUGCUGCGGCUUACACCGUGCCGGGAGGUUCUAACCAGGAGACUGGGGUUCCUGUCCUCGUGUGUGACCCUUUCUUCGUGGUUUUCACUGUCAUGGACGUUCUCUCCCUUGCAAGCUCAUUAACUUCAGUAGUCAUGUUCCUUUCUAUCCUCACCUCACCAUUUGACCUCCAAGAUUUCCGUCACUCUCUUCCACUGAAACUUCAAUUCGGCUUCACCUUCCUCUUCUUCUCAGUGGCGGUGACAAUGCUUGCUUUUGCUGCAACAAUUGUGCUCAUCAUUCAUUUGAAGAGGCGGUGGCUCAUAUAUACUGCUGCAUUCCUUCCGGUCUCCAUUUUUGCAAUCUCACAGUUCCCUUUGUAUCUCGCGUCCAUGACUACUUGGAAGCUCACUCUGAAAUUGAUUAAGAAGUACGUUCUACACAAGUGUCUUCGGUCUCAGAAGCCCAGGCCCCAUUGAGAUUCCAACCAAGUGCACUGGUUCUCAACUCCCCUCUCCUUGGAGCUAACUCACCCAUCCAAGAAAGUAUUAUGGGAUACUUCUAAUUAGAUGACUUGGGCUUUUACCCAAUAAAGUAACCUCUAAUUUUCCAGUUCUUUGUUAUCAUGUUUGUGCGUUUAAGUUUGGUGCCGAAUCAUGUACGCUUGUGACAAUAUAAUGGCAAUUUGAUCGA